Molecule: messenger RNA, 655 nt
Organism: Notothenia coriiceps (black rockcod)
Lineage: Eukaryota; Metazoa; Chordata; Actinopteri; Perciformes; Nototheniidae
Gene: nupr1b
Product: nuclear protein 1b
Exons: 3
Coding region: 117-341 (74 amino acids)
Biological process (GO): negative regulation of cell cycle; regulation of transcription by RNA polymerase II; negative regulation of cell population proliferation
Cellular component (GO): nucleus
Source: RefSeq, a predicted model, not a curated record
GACAGCCUCUGUAGGAACAGCCGCACUCUGCCACAUCAAGUCUGAGUUUGGAAAGCUUUUACAUUCUUGUUUUUCUACAGUUUGACAAACUUUCUUUCUCUCCCAGAGAAACAAACAUGAGUCACGUUGACGUGAACAACCUGAAGCCCUCCACCUUUGAGGAAGAGAACUACGACGAAUAUGAAUAUUACAAUUUAAGUGAUAAAUACACAGACAGCUCAGCCCGUAAAGGCAGGACAAAGAAGGAGGCCAGUGACAACACCAACAGACACAGCCCUUCAGGACACGAGCGCAAAAUCGUGGUGAAGCUCCAAAACACGGAGAAGAAAGCCAAGGAGUGAAUACUGAAGACACUCGGACGGCUCUUCCCGGACCCCGACCAUGACGGCCCUGCGGCCACAGAGGGAGACGAUGAGACGGCAGGAAGUGACCUGAAGGUUCACCUGAACGUGAAGAAGAAGAGCCUGCAGAUGUUCCAGAUGUUCAGACUGCAGCUGCUCUCCCUGCUCACUGCAGCUGCUCUCCCCCCCGAGGUGAAGGGGCAGCCGCUCCAUGUGCAGACCACGAUGAUGCACAUGUGAUGGUGGGGGUGACUUCUGUUGUUUUCAAUGGAUUUUUUUAACAGUUUUUUACAAUUAAAACUUUUCCUAAAUGA